GGAAGGACGGCGCGAACGGAAAAGGGUCGUGUCCGAAAUACUGUGCCAACGAUGGAAGCGACAUCGGACUAUGCAGUUGGAACAAUGGCUGGGAGUUUUGUUGCGGUUUGCUAGGGAAAGGGAGUGAGGGGUGUUGCAAGGGGGGAGAGGUUCAAGUUGGAUAGGAAUGCAACGAAUGAGUUUGCGGUUCAGAGACCUUGGAAUGCGGAUGCGGUGGCUGAGUCGGUGACUCCGUCGUCUACGGCGGUUGCGUCGCAGUGUCCUACCAUGCCUGUCAACGGCACCGGUGAUGGCAAUGAGAAAGAGAAUAAGCCCCCGGCGUCGCAGAUCGGUCUCGGAGUCGGUCUUGGGGUUCCUCUGCUUAUCGCGCUUAGUCUGCUGUUUUGGGAGAACAGGAAACGGCGGCUUUUGGAGGCGAGGUUGGAGAUGUCUCAAGGCGAGCUGCUGGUCGGGCAUGCACAUGCGGGCUAUGUAGCUUCUGGUGGAGGCAAGCAUAGAGCGUAUGUAGGCGUUGAGAGCCACGAGGUCGAUGGAUCAGAACGAAGGAAUGAGUUGCCGUCUGAUCGACCGCUGUAUGAGUUAGCGCAAGUUGGCACACAGCUUUCAUGAUGAACACAAGGGAGUUUGAAUCUACAGCGAACAGAGUGUCAUCGAUAUUUAUUUCAUGUAUUGGUCAUAUCAUCAUCUCUUUGUACAUCCCAACAUACCCUGCUCCUUUAUACAGGAGAGUCCUGCUUAGCGAACUGCCUCGCAAGCGCCUCAAUGCUAUCCACAAUCCUCUUGAACUCAUCCUUCUGCUCUCCAGCAAGCUCUCCGCCAUCCAUAGCGGCAUCGUCAUCUUGGUUGCCCCACUGGAUCUCCAUUGUGUUGAAGUCGACCUUGGUGUCUAGGCCGUAGACGUCCUUGCUGGGAUGCGAAGGGAAGCCGCGGAGUGUGGAGAUGAGAGACAUGAGCUCCUUGACAUCGUCUCUGCCAUAGGGUUAGUAAGAGGCCUUUGGAA
Molecule: messenger RNA, 1000 nt
Organism: Alternaria rosae
Lineage: Eukaryota; Fungi; Ascomycota; Dothideomycetes; Pleosporales; Pleosporaceae
Exons: 1
Coding region: 268-609 (113 amino acids)
Source: RefSeq, a predicted model, not a curated record